UGAAACCACUGCUCUGAUCCUGCUAGUGCCAGUGUGUAUCCACCUCGUCUAGGGUUUGCCAGAAAAAACAUUUCUGUUUCUGUUCCUGAUAAACCUGAAUCAUCUAUCAAAAACAUAAACUGAGGUCAACAAAAGAUCGGCAAAAUGUCCCUUCAAAUAAAGAGCAAAAGAAAAAUGGCUUUGACUAAUUUUAAAGGAAUCAAAAAGCAAGUAUCAGCUCAGAACCUGUUUGAAUCUCAAAUCAUUGACAAGACAUUAUUUGAAGACCUUAGCACUGGUAAAGUCACGGCAGAUCAAGUGAGCAACAUGGACUCAGUACGCAAGUACCUGCAGGGAACCGACUGCAUUGCAGGAGUGUUUGUGCAGUCCGCCAAACAGACUAUGAGCAUCUAUGAAGCCAAAUCCAAAGGCCUGUUAACACCUGGAACGUCACUGGUUUUAUUAGAGGCUCAGGCUGCUACUGGCUUCAUAAUUGAUCCACUGAGGAACGCAAAACUCUCUGUGGAGGAGGCUGUGGAUCAAGGAGUCGUGGGGCUCGAGCUGAAAAACAAGCUACUUUCUGCGGAGAAGGCUGUCACUGGCUACACUGACCCUCACGGAGACACCAUUUCAUUGUUCCAGGCCUUGAAAAAAGAUCUCAUCGUCAAAGAUCAUGGCAUUCGUCUUUUGGAAGCACAGAUUGCUACUGGAGGCAUCAUUGAUCCAGUGCACAGCCAUCGUGUGCCUGUGGAGGUGGCUUAUAAGAGGGGAUAUUUUGAUGAAGAAAUGAACCAGAUUCUUUCUGACCCGGGUGAUGACACCAAGGGCUUCUUUGACCCAAACACACAGGAGAACCUCACCUACUUGCAACUGCUCGACAGGUGUGUGAAAGACCCACAAACUGGCCUAAGGCUGCUCGUUGUCGUGAAGAAGGGAGAGUUUUACUUCUACAUUGAUGAACAAACAAAGAGAAUCCUCCAAUCCACUACCACAAAUAAAGCAGGGGGAAAAUUCCAAGGAAAGGAGGUUUCCUUGUGGGAUCUCAUAAACUCUGACUACAUCGAAGAGGAGAAGAAACGAGAUCUGGUUCAGCAAUUAAAGACUGGCACUAUAACAAUCGAGUGCUUCUUGGAGCAUGUACUAACAACUGUACACAAGAAAACCUCCAGUGUGACUGUAACUACUACCACAACUACGACAAAACAACCCACCUUCCGGGGAAUCAAAAAGCAAGUUUCAGCUCGGAACUUGUUUGAAUCUCAAAUCAUUGACAAGACAUUAUUUGAAGACCUUAGCACUGGUAAAGUCACGGCAGAUCAAGUGAGCAACAUGGACUCAGUACGCAAGUACCUGCAGGGAACCGACUGCAUUGCAGGAGUGUUUGUGCAGUCCGCCAAACAGACUAUGAGCAUCUAUGAAGCCAAAUCCAAAGGCCUGUUAACACCUGGAACGUCACUGGUUUUAUUAGAGGCUCAGGCUGCUACUGGCUUCAUAAUUGAUCCACUGAGGAACGCAAAACUCUCUGUGGAGGAGGCUGUGGAUCAAGGAGUCGUGGGGCUCGAGCUGAAAAACAAGCUACUUUCUGCGGAGAAGGCUGUCACUGGCUACACUGACCCUCACACGGGAGACACCAUUUCAUUGUUCCAGGCCUUGAAAAAAGAUCUCAUCGUCAAAGAUCAUGGCAUUCGUCUUUUGGAAGCACAGAUUGCUACUGGAGGCAUCAUUGAUCCAGUGCACAGCCAUCGUGUGCCUGUGGAGGUGGCUUAUAAGAGGGGAUAUUUUGAUGAAGAAAUGAACCAGAUUCUUUCUGACCCGGGUGAUGACACCAAGGGCUUCUUUGACCCAAACACACAGGAGAACCUCACCUACUUGCAACUGCUCGACAGGUGUGUGAAAGACCCACAAACUGGCCUAAGGCUGCUCGUUGUCGUGAAGAAGGGAGAGUUUUACUUCUACAUUGAUGAACAAACAAAGAGAAUCCUCCAAUCCACUACCACAAAUAAAGCAGGGGGAAAAUUCCAAGGAAAGGAGGUUUCCUUGUGGGAUCUCAUAAACUCUGACUACAAAGAGGAGAAGAAACGAGAUCUGGUUCAGCAAUUAAAGACUGGCACUAUAACAAUCGAGUGCUUCUUGGAGCAUGUACUAACAACUGUACACAAGAAAACCUCCAGUGUGACUGUAACUACUACCACAACUACGACAAAACAACCCACCUUCCGGGGAAUCAAAAGCAAGUUUCAGCUGAACUUGUUUGAAUCUCAAAUCAUUGACAAGACAUUAUUUGAAGACCUUAGCACUGGUAAAGUCACGGCAGAUCAAGUGAGCAACAUGGACUCAGUACGCAAGUACCUGCAGGGAACCGACUGCAUUGCAGGAGUGUUUGUGCAGUCCGCCAAACAGACUAUGAGCAUCUAUGAAGCCAAAUCCAAAGGCCUGUUAACACCUGGAACGUCACUGGUUUUAUUAGAGGCUCAGGCUGCUACUGGCUUCAUAAUUGAUCCACUGAGGAACGCAAAACUCUCUGUGGAGGAGGCUGUGGAUCAAGGAGUCGUGGGGCUCGAGCUGAAAAACAAGCUACUUUCUGCGGAGAAGGCUGUCACUGGCUACACUGACCCUCACACGGGAGACACCAUUUCAUUGUUCCAGGCCUUGAAAAAAGAUCUCAUCGUCAAAGAUCAUGGCAUUCGUCUUUUGGAAGCACAGAUUGCUACUGGAGGCAUCAUUGAUCCAGUGCACAGCCAUCGUGUGCCUGUGGAGGUGGCUUAUAAGAGGGGAUAUUUUGAUGAAGAAAUGAACCAGAUUCUUUCUGACCCGGGUGAUGACACCAAGGGCUUCUUUGACCCAAACACACAGGAGAACCUCACCUACUUGCAACUGCUCGACAGGUGUGUGAAAGACCCACAAACUGGCCUAAGGCUGCUCGUUGUCGUGAAGAAGGGAGAGUUUUACUUCUACAUUGAUGAACAAACAAAGAGAAUCCUCCAAUCCACUACCACAAAUAAAGCAGGGGGAAAAUUCCAAGGAAAGGAGGUUUCCUUGUGGGAUCUCAUAAACUCUGACUACAUCGAAGAGGAGAAGAAACGAGAUCUGGUUCAGCAAUUAAAGACUGGCACUAUAACAAUCGAGUGCUUCUUGGAGCAUGUACUAACAACUGUACACAAGAAAACCUCCAGUGUGACUGUAACUACUACCACAACUACGACAAACCAACCCACCUUCCGGGGAAUCAAAAAGCAAGUUUCAGCUCGGAACUUGUUUGAAUCUCAAAUCAUUGACAAGACAUUAUUUGAAGACCUUAGCACUGGUAAAGUCACGGCAGAUCAAGUGAGCAACAUGGACUCAAUCAAGUACCUGCAGGGAACCGACUGCAUUGCAGGAGUGUUUGUGCAGUCCGCCAAACAGACUAUGAGCAUCUAUGAAGCCAAAUCCAAAGGCCUGUUAACACCUGGAACGUCACUGGUUUUAUUAGAGGCUCAGGCUGCUACUGGCUUCAUAAUUGAUCCACUGAGGAACGCAAAACUCUCUGUGGAGGAGGCUGUGGAUCAAGGAGUCGUGGGGCUCGAGCUGAAAAACAAGCUACUUUCUGCGGAGAAGGCUGUCACUGGCUACACUGACCCUCACACGGGAGACACCAUUUCAUUGUUCCAGGCCUUGAAAAAAGAUCUCAUCGUCAAAGAUCAUGGCAUUCGUCUUUUGGAAGCACAGAUUGCUACUGGAGGCAUCAUUGAUCCAGUGCACAGCCAUCGUGUGCCUGUGGAGGUGGCUUAUAAGAGGGGAUAUUUUGAUGAAGAAAUGAACCAGAUUCUUUCUGACCCGGGUGAUGACACCAAGGGCUUCUUUGACCCAAACACACAGGAGAACCUCACCUACUUGCAACUGCUCGACAGGUGUGUGAAAGACCCACAAACUGGCCUAAGGCUGCUCGUUGUCGUGAAGAAGGGAGAGUUUUACUUCUACAUUGAUGAACAAACAAAGAGAAUCCUCCAAUCCACUACCACAAAUAAAGCAGGGGGAAAAUUCCAAGGAAAGGAGGUUUCCUUGUGGGAUCUCAUAAACUCUGACUACAUCGAAGAGGAGAAGAAACGAGAUCUGGUUCAGCAAUUAAAGACUGGCACUAUAACAAUCGAGUGCUUCUUGGAGCAUGUACUAACAACUGUACACAAGAAAACCUCCAGUGUGACUGUAACUACUACCACAACUACGACAAAACAACCCACCUUCCGGGGAAUCAAAAAGCAAGUUUCAGCUCGGAACUUGUUUGAAUCUCAAAUCAUUGACAAGACAUUAUUUGAAGACCUUAGCACUGGUAAAGUCACGGCAGAUCAAGUGAGCAACAUGGACUCAGUACGCAAGUACCUGCAGGGAACCGACUGCAUUGCAGGAGUGUUUGUGCAGUCCGCCAAACAGACUAUGAGCAUCUAUGAAGCCAAAUCCAAAGGCCUGUUAACACCUGGAACGUCACUGGUUUUAUUAGAGGCUCAGGCUGCUACUGGCUUCAUAAUUGAUCCACUGAGGAACGCAAAACUCUCUGUGGAGGAGGCUGUGGAUCAAGGAGUCGUGGGGCUCGAGCUGAAAAACAAGCUACUUUCGGAGAAGGCUGUCACUGGCUACACUGACCCUCACACGGGAGACACCAUUUCAUUGUUCCAGGCCUUGAAAAAAGAUCUCAUCGUCAAAGAUCAUGGCAUUCGUCUUUUGGAAGCACAGAUUGCUACUGGAGGCAUCAUUGAUCCAGUGCACAGCCAUCGUGUGCCUGUGGAGGUGGCUUAAAGAGGAUAUUUUGAUGAAGAAAUGAACCAGAUUCUUUCUGACCCGGGUGAUGACACCAAGGGCUUCUUUGACCCAAACACACAGGAGAACCUCACCUACUUGCAACUGCUCGACAGGUGUGUGAAAGACCCACAAACUGGCCUAAGGCUGCUCGUUGUCGUGAAAGGAGAGUUUUACUUCUACAUUGAUGAACAAACAAAGAGAAUCCUCCAAUCCACUACCACAAAUAAAGCAGGGGGAAAAUUCCAAGGAAAGGAGGUUUCCUUGUGGGAUCUCAUAAACUCUGACUACAAAGAGGAGAAGAAACGAGAUCUGGUUCAGCAAUUAAAGACUGGCACUAUAACAAUCGAGUGCUUCUUGGAGCAUGUACUAACAACUGUACACAAGAAAACCUCCAGUGUGACUGUAACUACUACCACAACUACGACAAACCAACCCACCUUCCGGGAAUCAAAAGCAAGUUUCAGCUCGAACUUGUUUGAAUCUCAAAUCAUUGACAAGACAUUAUUUGAAGACCUUAGCACUGGUAAAGUCACGGCAGAUCAAGUGAGCAACAUGGACUCAGUACGCAAGUACCUGCAGGGAACCGACUGCAUUGCAGGAGUGUUUGUGCAGUCCGCCAAACAGACUAUGAGCAUCUAUGAAGCCAAAUCCAAAGGCCUGUUAACACCUGGAACGUCACUGGUUUUAUUAGAGGCUCAGGCUGCUACUGGCUUCAUAAUUGAUCCACUGAGGAACGCAAAACUCUCUGUGGAGGAGGCUGUGGAUCAAGGAGUCGUGGGGCUCGAGCUGAAAAACAAGCUACUUUUGGAGAAGGCUGUCACUGGCUACACUGACCCUCACACGGGAGACACCAUUUCAUUGUUCCAGGCCUUGAAAAAAGAUCUCAUCGUCAAAGAUCAUGGCAUUCGUCUUUUGGAAGCACAGAUUGCUACUGGAGGCAUCAUUGAUCCAGUGCACAGCCAUCGUGCCUGUGGAGGUGGCUUAUAAGAGGGAUAUUUUGAUGAAGAAAUGAACCAGAUUCUUUCUGACCCGGGUGAUGACACCAAGGGCUUCUUUGACCCAAACACACAGGAGAACCUCACCUACUUGCAACUGCUCGACAGGUGUGUGAAAGACCCACAAACUGGCCUAAGGCUGCUCGUUGUCGUGAAGAAGGGAGAGUUUUACUUCUACAUUGAUGAACAAACAAAGAGAAUCCUCCAAUCCACUACCACAAAUAAAGCAGGGGGAAAAUUCCAAGGAAAGGAGGUUUCCUUGUGGGAUCUCAUAAACUCUGACUACAAAGAGGAGAAGAAACGAGAUCUGGUUCAGCAAUUAAAGACUGGCACUAUAACAAUCGAGUGCUUCUUGGAGCAUGUACUAACAACUGUACACAAGAAAACCUCCAGUGUGACUGUAACUACUACCACAACUACGACAAAACAACCCACCUUCCGGGGAAUCAAAAAGCAAGUUUCAGCUCGGAACUUGUUUGAAUCUCAAAUCAUUGACAAGACAUUAUUUGAAGACCUUAGCACUGGUAAAGUCACGGCAGAUCAAGUGAGCAACAUGGACUCAGUACGCAAGUACCCAGGAACCGACUGCAUUGCAGGAGUGUUUGUGCAGUCCGCCAAACAGACUAUGAGCAUCUAUGAAGCCAAAUCCAAAGGCCUGUUAACACCUGGAACGUCACUGGUUUUAUUAGAGGCUCAGGCUGCUACUGGCUUCAUAAUUGAUCCACUGAGGAACGCAAAACUCUCUGUGGAGGAGGCUGUGGAUCAAGGAGUCGUGGGGCUCGAGCUGAAAAACAAGCUACUUUCUGCGGAGAAGGCUGUCACUGGCUACACUGACCCUCACGGAGACACCAUUUCAUUGUUCCAGGCCUAAAAAGAUCUCAUCGUCAAAGAUCAUGGCAUUCGUCUUUUGGAAGCACAGAUUGCUAGAGGCAUCAUUGAUCCAGUGCACAGCCAUCGUGUGCCUGUGGAGGUGGCUUAUAAGAGGGGAUAUUUUGAUGAAGAAAUGAACCAGAUUCUUUCUGACCCGGGUGAUGACACCAAGGGCUUCUUUGACCCAAACACACAGGAGAACCUCACCUACUUGCAACUGCUCGACAGGUGUGUGAAAGACCCACAAACUGGCCUAAGGCUGCUCGUUGUCGUGAAAGGAGAGUUUUACUUCUACAUUGAUGAACAAACAAAGAGAAUCCUCCAAUCCACUACCACAAAUAAAGCAGGGGGAAAAUUCCAAGGAAAGGAGGUUUCCUUGUGGGAUCUCAUAAACUCUGACUACAUCGAAGAGGAGAAGAAACGAGAUCUGGUUCAGCAAUUAAAGACUGGCACUAUAACAAUCGAAAGUUUCUUGGAGCAUGUACUAACAACUGUACACAAGAAAACCUCCAGUGUGACUGUAACUACUACCACAACUACGACAAACCAACCCACCUUCCGGGAAUCAAAAGCAAGUUUCAGCUCGAACUUGUUUGAAUCUCAAAUCAUUGACAAGACAUUAUUUGAAGACCUUAGCACUGGUAAAGUCACGGCAGAUCAAGUGAGCAACAUGGACUCAGUACGCAAGUACCUGCAGGGAACCGACUGCAUUGCAGGAGUGUUUGUGCAGUCCGCCAAACAGACUAUGAGCAUCUAUGAAGCCAAAUCCAAAGGCCUGUUAACACCUGGAACGUCACUGGUUUUAUUAGAGGCUCAGGCUGCUACUGGCUUCAUAAUUGAUCCACUGAGGAACGCAAAACUCUCUGUGGAGGAGGCUGUGGAUCAAGGAGUCGUGGGGCUCGAGCUGAAAAACAAGCUACUUUCUGCGGAGAAGGCUGUCACUGGCUACACUGACCCUCACACGGGAGACACCAUUUCAUUGUUCCAGGCCUUGAAAAAAGAUCUCAUCGUCAAAGAUCAUGGCAUUCGUCUUUUGGAAGCACAGAUUGCUACUGGAGGCAUCAUUGAUCCAGUGCACAGCCAUCGUGUGCCUGUGGAGGUGGCUUAUAAGAGGGGAUAUUUUGAUGAAGAAAUGAACCAGAUUCUUUCUGACCCGGGUGAUGACACCAAGGGCUUCUUUGACCCAAACACACAGGAGAACCUCACCUACUUGCAACUGCUCGACAGGUGUGUGAAAGACCCACAAACUGGCCUAAGGCUGCUCGUUGUCGUGAAAGGAGAGUUUUACUUCUACAUUGAUGAACAAACAAAGAGAAUCCUCCAAUCCACUACCACAAAUAAAGCAGGGGGAAAAUUCCAAGGAAAGGAGGUUUCCUUGUGGGAUCUCAUAAACUCUGACUACAAAGAGGAGAAGAAACGAGAUCUGGUUCAGCAAUUAAAGACUGGCACUAUAACAAUCGAGUGCUUCUUGGAGCAUGUACUAACAACUGUACACAAGAAAACCUCCAGUGUGACUGUAACUACUACCACAACUACGACAAAACAACCCACCUUCCGGGAAUCAAAAGCAAGUUUCAGCUCGAACUUGUUUGAAUCUCAAAUCAUUGACAAGACAUUAUUUGAAGACCUUAGCACUGGUAAAGUCACGGCAGAUCAAGUGAGCAACAUGGACUCAGUACGCAAGUACCUGCAGGGAACCGACUGCAUUGCAGGAGUGUUUGUGCAGUCCGCCAAACAGACUAUGAGCAUCUAUGAAGCCAAAUCCAAAGGCCUGUUAACACCUGGAACGUCACUGGUUUUAUUAGAGGCUCAGGCUGCUACUGGCUUCAUAAUUGAUCCACUGAGGAACGCAAAACUCUCUGUGGAGGAGGCCGUGGAUCAAGGAGUCGUGGGGCUCGAGCUGAAAAACAAGCUACUUUCUGCGGAGAAGGCUGUCACUGGCUACACUGACCCUCACACGGGAGACACCAUUUCAUUGUUCCAGGCCUUGAAAAAAGAUCUCAUCGUCAAAGAUCAUGGCAUUCGUCUUUUGGAAGCACAGAUUGCUACUGGAGGCAUCAUUGAUCCAGUGCACAGCCAUCGUGUGCCUGUGGAGGUGGCUUAUAAGAGGGGAUAUUUUGAUGAAGAAAUGAACCAGAUUCUUUCUGACCCGGGUGAUGACACCAAGGGCUUCUUUGACCCAAACACACAGGAGAACCUCACCUACUUGCAACUGCUCGACAGGUGUGUGAAAGACCCACAAACUGGCCUAAGGCUGCUCGUUGUCGUGAAAGGAGAGUUUUACUUCUACAUUGAUGAACAAACAAAGAGAAUCCUCCAAUCCACUACCACAAAUAAAGCAGGGGGAAAAUUCCAAGGAAAGGAGGUUUCCUUGUGGGAUCUCAUAAACUCUGACUACAAAGAGGAGAAGAAACGAGAUCUGGUUCAGCAAUUAAAGACUGGCACUAUAACAAUCGAAAGUUUCUUGGAGCAUGUACUAACAACUGUACACAAGAAAACCUCCAGUGUGACUGUAACUACUACCACAACUACGACAAAACAACCCACCUUCCGGGGAAUCAAAAGCAAGUUCAGCUCGAACUUGUUUGAAUCUCAAAUCAUUGACAAGACAUUAUUUGAAGACCUUAGCACUGGUAAAGUCACGGCAGAUCAAGUGAGCAACAUGGACUCAGUACGCAAGUACCUGCAGGGAACCGACUGCAUUGCAGGAGUGUUUGUGCAGUCCGCCAAACAGACUAUGAGCAUCUAUGAAGCCAAAUCCAAAGGCCUGUUAACACCUGGAACGUCACUGGUUUUAUUAGAGGCUCAGGCUGCUACUGGCUUCAUAAUUGAUCCACUGAGGAACGCAAAACUCUCUGUGGAGGAGGCCGUGGAUCAAGGAGUCGUGGGGCUCGAGCUGAAAAACAAGCUACUUUCUGCGGAGAAGGCUGUCACUGGCUACACUGACCCUCACACGGGAGACACCAUUUCAUUGUUCCAGGCCUUGAAAAAAGAUCUCAUCGUCAAAGAUCAUGGCAUUCGUCUUUUGGAAGCACAGAUUGCUACUGGAGGCAUCAUUGAUCCAGUGCACAGCCAUCGUGUGCCUGUGGAGGUGGCUUAUAAGAGGGGAUAUUUUGAUGAAGAAAUGAACCAGAUUCUUUCUGACCCGGGUGAUGACACCAAGGGCUUCUUUGACCCAAACACACAGGAGAACCUCACCUACUUGCAACUGCUCGACAGGUGUGUGAAAGACCCACAAACUGGCCUAAGGCUGCUCGUUGUCGUGAAAGGAGAGUUUUACUUCUACAUUGAUGAACAAACAAAGAGAAUCCUCCAAUCCACUACCACAAAUAAAGCAGGGGGAAAAUUCCAAGGAAAGGAGGUUUCCUUGUGGGAUCUCAUAAACUCUGACUACAUCGAAGAGGAGAAGAAACGAGAUCUGGUUCAGCAAUUAAAGACUGGCACUAUAACAAUCGAGUGCUUCUUGGAGCAUGUACUAACAACUGUACACAAGAAAACCUCCAGUGUGACUGUAACUACUACCACAACUACGACAAAACUACCCACCUUCCGGGGAAUCAAAAAGCAAGUUUCAGCGAACUUGUUUGAAUCUCAAAUCAUUGACAAGACAUUAUUUGAAGACCUUAGCACUGGUAAAGUCACGGCAGAUCAAGUGAGCAACAUGGACUCAGUACGCAAGUACCUGCAGGGAACCGACUGCAUUGCAGGAGUGUUUGUGCAGUCCGCCAAACAGACUAUGAGCAUCUAUGAAGCCAAAUCCAAAGGCCUGUUAACACCUGGAACGUCACUGGUUUUAUUAGAGGCUCAGGCUGCUACUGGCUUCAUAAUUGAUCCACUGAGGAACGCAAAACUCUCUGUGGAGGAGGCUGUGGAUCAAGGAGUGGGGCUCGAGCUGAAAAACAAGCUACUUUCGGAGAAGGCUGUCACUGGCUACACUGACCCUCACGGAGACACCAUUUCAUUGUUCCAGGCCUUGAAAAAAGAUCUCAUCGUCAAAGAUCAUGGCAUUCGUCUUUUGGAAGCACAGAUUGCUACUGGAGGCAUCAUUGAUCCAGUGCACAGCCAUCGUGUGCCUGUGGAGGUGGCUUAUAAGAGGGGAUAUUUUGAUGAAGAAAUGAACCAGAUUCUUUCUGACCCGGGUGAUGACACCAAGGGCUUCUUUGACCCAAACACACAGGAGAACCUCACCUACUUGCAACUGCUCGACAGGUGUGUGAAAGACCCACAAACUGGCCUAAGGCUGCUCGUUGUCGUGAAAGGAGAGUUUUACUUCUACAUUGAUGAACAAACAAAGAGAAUCCUCCAAUCCACUACCACAAAUAAAGCAGGGGGAAAAUUCCAAGGAAAGGAGGUUUCCUUGUGGGAUCUCAUAAACUCUGACUACAUCAAGAGGAGAAGAAAGCGAGAUCUGGUUCAGCAAUUAAAGACUGGCACUAUAACAAUCGAGUGCUUCUUGGAGCAUGUACUAACAACUGUACACAAGAAAACCUCCAGUGUGACUGUAACUACUACCACAACUACGACAAACCAACCCACCUUCCGGGAAUCAAAAGCAAGUUUCAGCUCGAACUUGUUUGAAUCUCAAAUCAUUGACAAGACAUUAUUUGAAGACCUUAGCACUGGUAAAGUCACGGCAGAUCAAGUGAGCAACAUGGACUCAGUACGCAAGUACCUGCAGGGAACCGACUGCAUUGCAGGAGUGUUUGUGCAGUCCGCCAAACAGACUAUGAGCAUCUAUGAAGCCAAAUCCAAAGGCCUGUUAACACCUGGAACGUCACUGGUUUUAUUAGAGGCUCAGGCUGCUACUGGCUUCAUAAUUGAUCCACUGAGGAACGCAAAACUCUCUGUGGAGGAGGCUGUGGAUCAAGGAGUCGUGGGGCUCGAGCUGAAAAACAAGCUACUUUCUGCGGAGAAGGCUGUCACUGGCUACACUGACCCUCACACGGGAGACACCAUUUCAUUGUUCCAGGCCUUGAAAAAAGAUCUCAUCGUCAAAGAUCAUGGCAUUCGUCUUUUGGAAGCACAGAUUGCUACUGGAGGCAUCAUUGAUCCAGUGCACAGCCAUCGUGUGCCUGUGGAGGUGGCUUAUAAGAGGGGAUAUUUUGAUGAAGAAAUGAACCAGAUUCUUUCUGACCCGGGUGAUGACACCAAGGGCUUCUUUGACCCAAACACACAGGAGAACCUCACCUACUUGCAACUGCUCGACAGGUGUGUGAAAGACCCACAAACUGGCCUAAGGCUGCUCGUUGUCGUGAAAGGAGAGUUUUACUUCUACAUUGAUGAACAAACAAAGAGAAUCCUCCAAUCCACUACCACAAAUAAAGCAGGGGGAAAAUUCCAAGGAAAGGAGGUUUCCUUGUGGGAUCUCAUAAACUCUGACUACAUCGAAGAGGAGAAGAAGCGAGAUCUGGUUCAGCAAUUAAAGACUGGCACUAUAACAAUCGAGUGCUUCUUGGAGCAUGUACUAACAACUGUACACAAGAAAACCUCCAGUGUGACUGUAACUACUACCACAACUACGACAAACCAACCCACCUUCCGGGAAUCAAAAGCAAGUUUCAGCUCGAACUUGUUUGAAUCUCAAAUCAUUGACAAGACAUUAUUUGAAGACCUUAGCACUGGUAAAGUCACGGCAGAUCAAGUGAGCAACAUGGACUCAGUACGCAAGUACCCAGGAACCGACUGCAUUGCAGGAGUGUUUGUGCAGUCCGCCAAACAGACUAUGAGCAUCUAUGAAGCCAAAUCCAAAGGCCUGUUAACACCUGGAGCGUCACUGGUUUUAUUAGAGGCUCAGGCUGCUACUGGCUUCAUAAUUGAUCCACUGAGGAACGCAAAACUCUCUGUGGAGGAGGCCGUGGAUCAAGGAGUGGGGCUCGAGCUGAAAAACAAGCUACUUUCUGCGGAGAAGGCUGUCACUGGCUACACUGACCCUCACGGAGACACCAUUUCAUUGUUCCAGGCCUUGAAAAAAGAUCUCAUCGUCAAAGAUCAUGGCAUUCGUCUUUUGGAAGCACAGAUUGCUACUGGAGGCAUCAUUGAUCCAGUGCACAGCCAUCGUGUGCCUGUGGAGGUGGCUUAUAAGAGGGGAUAUUUUGAUGAAGAAAUGAACCAGAUUCUUUCUGACCCGGGUGAUGACACCAAGGGCUUCUUUGACCCAAACACACAGGAGAACCUCACCUACUUGCAACUGCUCGACAGGUGUGUGAAAGACCCACAAACUGGCCUAAGGCUGCUCGUUGUCGUGAAAGGAGAGUUUUACUUCUACAUUGAUGAACAAACAAAGAGAAUCCUCCAAUCCACUACCACAAAUAAAGCAGGGGGAAAAUUCCAAGGAAAGGAGGUUUCCUUGUGGGAUCUCAUAAACUCUGACUACAUCGAAGAGGAGAAGAAACGAGAUCUGGUUCAGCAAUUAAAGACUGGCACUAUAACAAUCGAGUGCUUCUUGGAGCAUGUACUAACAACUGUACACAAGAAAACCUCCAGUGUGACUGUAACUACUACCACAACUACGACAAAACAACCCACCUUCCGGGAAUCAAAAGCAAGUUUCAGCUCGAACUUGUUUGAAUCUCAAAUCAUUGACAAGACAUUAUUUGAAGACCUUAGCACUGGUAAAGUCACGGCAGAUCAAGUGAGCAACAUGGACUCAGUACGCAAGUACCUGCAGGGAACCGACUGCAUUGCAGGAGUGUUUGUGCAGUCCGCCAAACAGACUAUGAGCAUCUAUGAAGCCAAAUCCAAAGGCCUGUUAACACCUGGAACGUCACUGGUUUUAUUAGAGGCUCAGGCUGCUACUGGCUUCAUAAUUGAUCCACUGAGGAACGCAAAACUCUCUGUGGAGGAGGCCGUGGAUCAAGGAGUCGUGGGGCUCGAGCUGAAAAACAAGCUACUUUCUGCGGAGAAGGCUGUCACUGGCUACACUGACCCUCACACGGGAGACACCAUUUCAUUGUUCCAGGCCUUGAAAAAAGAUCUCAUCGUCAAAGAUCAUGGCAUUCGUCUUUUGGAAGCACAGAUUGCUACUGGAGGCAUCAUUGAUCCAGUGCACAGCCAUCGUGUGCCUGUGGAGGUGGCUUAUAAGAGGGGAUAUUUUGAUGAAGAAAUGAACCAGAUUCUUUCUGACCCGGGUGAUGACACCAAGGGCUUCUUUGACCCAAACACACAGGAGAACCUCACCUACUUGCAACUGCUCGACAGGUGUGUGAAAGACCCACAAACUGGCCUAAGGCUGCUCGUUGUCGUGAAAGGAGAGUUUUACUUCUACAUUGAUGAACAAACAAAGAGAAUCCUCCAAUCCACUACCACAAAUAAAGCAGGGGGAAAAUUCCAAGGAAAGGAGGUUUCCUUGUGGGAUCUCAUAAACUCUGACUACAUCGAAGAGGAGAAGAAACGAGAUCUGGUUCAGCAAUUAAAGACUGGCACUAUAACAAUCGAGUGCUUCUUGGAGCAUGUACUAACAACUGUACACAAGAAAACCUCCAGUGUGACUGUAACUACUACCACAACUACGACAAAACUACCCACCUUCCGGGGAAUCAAAAGCAAGUUCAGCUCGAACUUGUUUGAAUCUCAAAUCAUUGACAAGACAUUAUUUGAAGACCUUAGCACUGGUAAAGUCACGGCAGAUCAAGUGAGCAACAUGGACUCAGUACGCAAGUACCUGCAGGGAACCGACUGCAUUGCAGGAGUGUUUGUGCAGUCCGCCAAACAGACUAUGAGCAUCUAUGAAGCCAAAUCCAAAGGCCUGUUAACACCUGGAGCGUCACUGGUUUUAUUAGAGGCUCAGGCUGCUACUGGCUUCAUAAUUGAUCCACUGAGGAACGCAAAACUCUCUGUGGAGGAGGCUGUGGAUCAAGGAGUCGUGGGGCUCGAGCUGAAAAACAAGCUACUUUCUGCGGAGAAGGCUGUCACUGGCUACACUGACCCUCACACGGGAGACACCAUUUCAUUGUUCCAGGCCUUGAAAAAAGAUCUCAUCGUCAAAGAUCAUGGCAUUCGUCUUUUGGAAGCACAGAUUGCUACUGGAGGCAUCAUUGAUCCAGUGCACAGCCAUCGUGUGCCUGUGGAGGUGGCUUAUAAGAGGGGAUAUUUUGAUGAAGAAAUGAACCAGAUUCUUUCUGACCCGGGUGAUGACACCAAGGGCUUCUUUGACCCAAACACACAGGAGAACCUCACCUACUUGCAACUGCUCGACAGGUGUGUGAAAGACCCACAAACUGGCCUAAGGCUGCUCGUUGUCGUGAAGAAGGGAGAGUUUUACUUCUACAUUGAUGAACAAACAAAGAGAAUCCUCCAAUCCACUACCACAAAUAAAGCAGGGGGAAAAUUCCAAGGAAAGGAGGUUUCCUUGUGGGAUCUCAUAAACUCUGACUACAUCAAGAGGAGAAGAAAGCGAGAUCUGGUUCAGCAAUUAAAGACUGGCACUAUAACAAUCGAGUGCUUCUUGGAGCAUGUACUAACAACUGUACACAAGAAAACCUCCAGUGUGACUGUAACUACUACCACAACUACGACAAACCAACCCACCUUCCGGGGAAUCAAAAAGCAAGUUUCAGCUCGGAACUUGUUUGAAUCUCAAAUCAUUGACAAGACAUUAUUUGAAGACCUUAGCACUGGUAAAGUCACGGCAGAUCAAGUGAGCAACAUGGACUCAGUACGCAAGUACCUGCAGGGAACCGACUGCAUUGCAGGAGUGUUUGUGCAGUCCGCCAAACAGACUAUGAGCAUCUAUGAAGCCAAAUCCAAAGGCCUGUUAACACCUGGAACGUCACUGGUUUUAUUAGAGGCUCAGGCUGCUACUGGCUUCAUAAUUGAUCCACUGAGGAACGCAAAACUCUCUGUGGAGGAGGCUGUGGAUCAAGGAGUGGGGCUCGAGCUGAAAAACAAGCUACUUUCUGCGGAGAAGGCUGUCACUGGCUACACUGACCCUCACACGGGAGACACCAUUUCAUUGUUCCAGGCCUUGAAAAAAGAUCUCAUCGUCAAAGAUCAUGGCAUUCGUCUUUUGGAAGCACAGAUUGCUACUGGAGGCAUCAUUGAUCCAGUGCACAGCCAUCGUGUGCCUGUGGAGGUGGCUUAUAAGAGGGGAUAUUUUGAUGAAGAAAUGAACCAGAUUCUUUCUGACCCGGGUGAUGACACCAAGGGCUUCUUUGACCCAAACACACAGGAGAACCUCACCUACUUGCAACUGCUCGACAGGUGUGUGAAAGACCCACAAACUGGACUUACCUUAUUGAUCUUACAGAAAUGAGUAAAAAUAUCUUAACAACUGAAAUAAUUUUAACAAAAACAAAAUUUAUUUGUUAUAUAUUGGUGUUCAGACCUACAGACCUUAACUUAUCGUUCUACAUGACCAUUCUUUUAUAAGGUUUGCUUGUGCUUUAUCACUUAAUUAUUGUAUUUGCCUCUUUGUGUCUGGAAAACUCUCUUUUCAAGCACAACAUUUAAAUGUUCAUUUAACACAUUCAAAUGCUCACCCUAGCGCACUACCCAUAGUACAAGAUCACUAAACACCUACAUACUGUACAUAUCCAGAUUGUUAAAAACUGGAUGGAUAGUGAGGAAUCAUCAUCUUCGAGGAAUAAAUGUGGUCAGGAAAAAGCUUGAAUGAUCCUGAUCGGCUAUGGAAACUGGCUAUGUUUAGUAGUGAAAGUAAGAGCAUUUCCUCACACGCAAUGGAUUUUUUUCUUUAAUGAUGGCACAGGCAAAUUUCAAGAUGACAAAGCCUGGAUUCAUUGGGCUAUAAUUGUGAAAGAGUGUUCAGGGAGAAUGAUAAAUCAUUUUCACACAUGGACUAGCCACCACAGAGUCCAGACCUUAACCCCAGUAAGAAUUUUUGAGAUGUGCUGGAAAAGACUUUUUGCGCAGCAAUCUCCCAUUAUCAAUACAAGAUCUUGGUGAAAAAUUACUGCAUCUCUGGACGGGAAUAAAGGUUGUGACAUUGCAGAAGCUUAUCGAAACAAUGCCACAGUGAAUGCAUGCCGUAACCCAAGCUAAAUGCGGUCCAAUGAAAUAUUGGUGUGUCUGACUUUUUUGGACAAUCAUCCGAAAUCAAUCAUUGGACAUACAAUCAGCGUAUAUAUUCAAGUCAAGUCAAGUCAAGAAGCUAUUAUUGUCAUUUCAACCAUAUAUAGCUGACACAUUACACCAUGAAAUGAAACAACGUUCCUCCUGAACCCUGGUGCUACAUACAACAACAAUCACAGAAAACAAAGGGCUAAAGACUAGUGUCCUCGCCACAUAAGGUGCAUCGUGGUGAUCCUGGUGAAAACAGAAUAUAUACUGUACAUAUAUAUAUAUAUAUAUAUAUAUAUAUAUAUAUAUAUAUAUAUAUAUAUAUAUAUAUAUAUAUAAUAUAUACAUACAUACACACACAAACACACACACACACACGGAAUAUAUAUAAACACAUACAUACAACACAUACACACAGAAUAAAAAGUAAAAAAAAAGUUUACUAAUGUUUACAAUGCUUUAUAAAACUUUAUGUAUAGCUGCUAUUCUUUGAACCUAUUAACAAUUUCAGAUUUCAUAAUAAUUUUUAAAUCUUUGUUAGACCAAAACUAACGAAAUCAUUGUUGAUAUUGCAAGGAAUAGUAAUGCUAUACAAUUAUAACUAUCUUUAAAACUUUGUAUAAAACUGUCUAUAUUUGUCUUUUGAUAAAAGAGGGCUAGAAUCUACAAAACUAAUAAACAUUCUUUUGUUUUAA
Messenger RNA from Silurus meridionalis, 17326 nucleotides. It is a transcript of the gene eppk1, whose product is annotated as epiplakin 1. The record is from RefSeq and is a predicted model, not a curated record. Gene Ontology annotation, cellular component: cytoskeleton; membrane; cytoplasm. Lineage: Eukaryota; Metazoa; Chordata; Actinopteri; Siluriformes; Siluridae. Gene Ontology annotation, biological process: wound healing; intermediate filament bundle assembly. Gene Ontology annotation, molecular function: structural molecule activity; keratin filament binding.